Guyanagaster necrorhizus is the source of this 1521-nucleotide messenger RNA. RefSeq lists its product as uncharacterized. Gene Ontology annotation, molecular function: protein kinase activity; ATP binding. Lineage: Eukaryota; Fungi; Basidiomycota; Agaricomycetes; Agaricales; Physalacriaceae. Gene Ontology annotation, biological process: protein phosphorylation. The transcript has 2 exons. The record is from RefSeq and is a predicted model, not a curated record. The coding region runs from base 228 to 1166 and encodes 312 amino acids.
CUUUUUGGUGUUGUUCGUCUUCAUAUUACCCCCGACUCUAUUCCUCUUCAUCUCAUCACCGAUAUCAUCCAGGGGCUCGUUCUCGACAACUGAUAACGAUCCGGACGACCAAAAUGUCCUCGUCUGCGAUCAACUUUUAAGAGGAAGGGAUCAGACUAGAAGGGAGAUAAUACGGCUCGAGGUUUUGUUGGGUAAAUCUGUCCUAGGCUAACCACUUGCACGACAAUAUGAAACGACUCCAGACCUUAGUCCGACCAUCUUCUGUAUUCUCGAGGCCGUUUUUCAUAGGUAGCCCACUUAUAAGCUCACCGACCCACGACCGGCGGCGGUUGACACUGUCAGCAGUGGCAAAGCAGCUUCGCUCGCCACAAAACGGCAACGACUUGUAUCUCCCUGGGUCAAAGAUUCAUCUGCAGUUCCAGGAACAAGACUCCACGACAUUUCGACCUCUGGUUGCUAAAAUCGUCAAACGGCUGGAGCCUUUCACAUCCUCCGUCGUUCUUCUCAUUCAGCAGGUUUCCAACAACAAACAAUUCAUACUAAAGCUAAAUGACGGCAGACUGGGCCAUCAUCACAGGCUCAAUAUGGAGGAUGGCGAACUCCCGUGGACGCCAGCUCUUGAAGAGCAUCUACCAGCGGCCGUGCGGAACAUACAACUCGGAACGAUCACCAACUGGUUCGAACUAGUCGAUGGUUGGAAGAACCCGGCGUAUCCCCGCACCAGAGACUGGGAGGACUGGAUGUGGGAGACAGAGACUUGGACUUUGAGAAUGGAAGAACAUCAAAUCGAGGUGGACGCAUAUCGUCUGUUGCGCCGACUACAGGGUCGUCUCAUUCCCCGUUUCUACAGUCUUGUCCAUCUCCCUAUUUCCUCCUCCCAGCCUCUUCACCCGAUCACGGAUUACGUUUCCGGCACCGUCAUCGAGUACAUCCAAGGUGUGAGCAUGGGCUCGCUCAAACCUGGCGUUGAUAUCCCUCGACCGGAGGCAGAAGCGCUUGCUGACCGUGUUAUGGACGCCGUCCGCACGAUAAAAGCGGAGAAAUGUGUGAUGCACAACGAUAUACACAUCGACAAUAUUCUUCUGCGGGACUCCGACAGGUCCCCGGUCCUUAUUGACUUUGCAUGGUCCUUGACGAGGAAACCGGGGAUGAAUGAUCAGGAGUGAGAGGAUUCGGUUUCAGGGUCUCAGAACACGCGCUUUCCGCGUUGGGUUCUUAUGAGUAAAGAUCAUGGAAUGUGGAGAAGGAAGGAGACGCCACUGGUAAUGUAUUAUUCUGCGCUAUCAUGGAACGAAUACAUCGAGAACCAGCCCGAAGAUUGCCGCAGACAGACGUUCGAGAGGGUUCCGGGUACGGAUUGGGAAGGUGUAAGAGAAGAAGUACUGCAGUGGCGCGUCAAGCCGGGUAUUCAGUGCAGAGAUGACCAGGCGUAUAAGGUGGGUUCACUUUAAAGUAAUUCACAGAUCAUGCUGGCAGACCUCCAAGCCGUUCAGCGGGAUACAAGGGUUCCAAUCUUGAUAC